Messenger RNA from Etheostoma spectabile (orangethroat darter), 501 nucleotides. RefSeq names its product probable bifunctional methylenetetrahydrofolate dehydrogenase/cyclohydrolase 2. Gene Ontology annotation, biological process: tetrahydrofolate interconversion. The transcript has 4 exons. The annotation marks the transcript as partial. Gene Ontology annotation, cellular component: mitochondrion. NCBI's taxonomy places the organism in Eukaryota, Metazoa, Chordata, Actinopteri, Perciformes, Percidae. The record is from RefSeq and is a predicted model, not a curated record. Gene Ontology annotation, molecular function: methylenetetrahydrofolate dehydrogenase (NADP+) activity; methenyltetrahydrofolate cyclohydrolase activity; methylenetetrahydrofolate dehydrogenase (NAD+) activity.
GUAUUUCCAGUGACACAGUGGUGCGGCGUAGCUCCGUCUCCCAGGAAGAGUUGCUGGAGCUGAUUGACAAGAUGAACCGUGACUGGAGGGUCAGCGGAUUGUUGGUGCAGCUGCCACUUCCCGAGCACAUCAAUGAGCGAGCAGUAUGUAAUGCCAUUGCUCCAGAGAAGGAUGUGGACGGCUUCCACAUUGGGAAUAUUGGUAAGCUGUGUCUAGACCAGAGAUCCAUGGUGCCUGCCACACCUGCAGCUGUCUGGGAGAUCAUCAAAAGAGCAGGUAUUGAGACGGUGGGGAAGAAUGUGCUGGUCGCUGGUCGCUCCAAAAAUGUUGGAAUGCCCAUCGCAAUGUUGCUGCACACGGAUCGCAAGCAUGAACGCCCCGGGGGUGAUGCCACAGUGACCAUUGCCCACAGAUGUACACCCAAGGAACAGUUGAAGGAGCUAACCAGCCUGGCUGACAUUAUCAUUUCAGCGGCAGGUAAUUACACCCCAGACACCAUAA